Molecule: messenger RNA, 807 nt
Organism: Centropristis striata (black sea bass)
Lineage: Eukaryota; Metazoa; Chordata; Actinopteri; Perciformes; Serranidae
Product: CD209 antigen-like protein E
Exons: 8
Coding region: 1-807 (268 amino acids)
Source: RefSeq, a predicted model, not a curated record
AUGGAGGACGAAAUCUAUGAAAAUGAGGAUUAUCCCGAUCCUGUUAAUCCAGCACCUUUGAAAAAUCAAACAGGUCCCAGGAGCUCUGAGAGCAUAUGUCGUGCUGUAGAUUUCUGUCUGGGGCUGCUGAGUGUUUUCCUGCUGGCUGGACUCAUCGGUGUCUCCGUCCACUGCCACGUCUCUUUAUGUGGAUCAGCUGCAAAUCUCUCCACUAUCAGCGCCAACCUGACUGAGCGUCUCCAGGCCGUGUCCUCAGAGAGAGACCGGCUGAAUGCCACACUCACUGAAAUGACUAAAGAGCUGGACAGGCUACAACUUUUGUCCAAACAGAAGAAGACGUGUCCUGCAGGAUGGAUAAUGUUCAGCUCCAGCUGUUAUCUCUUCUCCUCUGCAACUGGUUCUUGGGAAGCAGGCAGACAAGACUGCAGAGACAGAGGAGCAGAUCUGGUGAUCAUAGACAGUUAUGAAGAACAGGAAUUCAUCACGAAGUUCAUCAAGGAAUACACUUGGAUUGGUUUGAAUGACCGAGACAACGAAGGCGUCUGGAAAUGGGUUGAUGGAUCUCCACUGACUGAAGCGUACUGGAUGAGUGGAAUGCCUGAUAACGGUGGUGGAGAUCCAAAGUACGGUGAAGAAGACUGUGUAGAAAUCCAAACUGGCUAUAGAAGAGCGGUGAUCAUGGGAAGCAGAAUGGGAGUCCCGUGUGAAGUGAUCUCUGACCGCACCAGCGCCCACUGCGCUGGCAUCCAGCUCAAGCUUAAAGGGAGUGGAAAAAUCAGGGGCCGCGAGAACGAGAGCGUGACUUAA